Aaosphaeria arxii CBS 175.79 is the source of this 1650-nucleotide messenger RNA. Its product is annotated as alpha/beta-hydrolase. The transcript is spliced from 2 exons. The record is from RefSeq and is a predicted model, not a curated record. Bases 1 to 1650 code for a protein of 549 amino acids. Lineage: Eukaryota; Fungi; Ascomycota; Dothideomycetes; Pleosporales.
AUGCUAGCCAAAGGACGAUAUGUUUUGGUCAUCUUGUCCCUUCUGCUCCAAUCCAUUCAAUCGCAGAACACAACCCCAGAUUCUAUAGUCGAUCUCGGAUACGCGCGCUACCGAGGCCUGCACAACUCAACCCUCAAGCAAACAACAUACUACGGCCUGCACUAUGCGCAUUCUCCAACAGGCACCCUACGGUGGAAAUCCGCUAUCCCAAUCGCCCGAUCAAACCCACAUAACCCCCCAAAUCAUGCCAUCGCAAAUUCUCAAAAUGCCCCAGUCAUAAACGCAACAAUACCCGCCGCAACAUGCAUCCAAGGCAACCCGGGCUGGUACCCUCAAGAGCUAUCCCCACCAAAUGACGGCUCAUCGUCUGAGGACUGUCUCACACUCAACGUCAUUGUCCCCUCAUCACCUCCAUCGUCUGAGUUAUUGCCCGUCGUCGUGACAAUCCAUGGCGGGGGCUACACCACCGGCUCCGCGCUUUUUACGCUGCCGUCUCCAUUAUUCAAACACACGACGGGAAGCUUCAUAGGCGUAAGUCUGCAGUACCGUUUGGGCGCCUACGGAUUUCUUGGAUCUCGAAAGUUCGUAAGUGAAGGAGGAGAGACGAACCUGGGGUUAAGGGACCAGCGAGUGGCGUUGGAGUGGGUGCGCGAAAACAUUGCGAGGUUCGGCGGCGACCCGGACAAGAUUGUCAUUUGGGGCAGUAGUGCUGGGGGUGGAAGUCUGACGGCACAGAUGGUUUAUGAAGGUGGGGGUGGAGAGGUUAGGGAAGGAUGGAGGUUGUUUAGAGGGUCGGUGGUUGAGUAUCCUUGGUGGCAGCAAUUUCUGCGAGACGAGCAAUUGGAGAGGCAGUAUGGGUAUUUGUUGAGGGCGGCGGGAUGUAAGGAUUUGGCUUGUUUGAGGGGAGUUGAUGAGAAGAAGUUGGCGAACUCGACUCGAGAGAUAUAUGGUGUCGGUUACGAGACUGGAGAGUAUCCGUACGGGAGUUUCUGGUUCGGCCCGUACGUCGACGGGGAUAUCAUGAAGGGGCUACCGAGUGAAGAGUUUGAGGGCAAAAGAUUCAUCGACAGGCCGUUACUCAUCGAUAGGGAUAUGUACGAGGGCUGGUCAUUCACCAACAUGUCGCUCGAGACGAAGGAAGAUGAAGAGAAGGACCUGAGAACUGUGUUUCCGUAUGCGACGGCUGAGUUUAGAAAGAGGCUCGAUGAGGUCUAUCCACGAGAAGCAUUCAAUUCUACACUCUCGAGGAGGGCCACUUGGUUUGGGGACAUGACCAUCCAUUGCCCAACACGCCUACUAGCGGAAGUGCAUGCAAAUGCAUGGAAACUUGUCUUCAAUGCCGGAACACAAACCCAUGCUGCGACAGCCUUUUUUCUUUACGAUCUACCCGAUAUGAUAGGACCGAAAUACAAUGCCACGUUGGCAGCAAUCAUGAAAGACUGGGUUGGCUCGUUUGCGGUACAUGUUGAUCCUAACAUUCGGAGUUGGAGCAAUGUCUCAAAACCGCACUGGGAUGAGUAUCAUUCGACGGAAAAGAGGCCAACAGUGUUGGCUAACCAGACAGAAAUUGGCGUGCCUGGAGAUUUAGACUUGGUCAUCGAUGACAGAUGCCAAUUCUGGAGACAAUACCGGGGUAUAGCACAAAAUUAA